AUGUCGGGGCGUGGGAAGCAGGGAGGCAAGGCUCGUGCCAAGGCCAGAUCGCGGUCGUUUAGAGCCCAGCUUCAGUUCCCAGUUGGUCGAAUCCACCGCCUGCUUCGCAAGGGCAACUAUGCCGAGCGCAUCGGGGCUGGUGCACCUGUGUACCUGGCGGCCGUGCUGGAAUACCUGACAGCCGAGAUCCUGGAGUUGGCUGGAAACGCAUCUCGUGACAACAAGAAGACGCGCAUCAUCCCGCGCCACCUGCAGCUGGCCAUCCGCAACGAUGAGGAGCUCAACAGGCUCCUGGGCGGUGUGACCAUUGCGCAGGGUGGGGUCCUGCCCAAUAUCCAGCCUGUGUUGUUGCCCAAAAAGACGGAGAACCACCACAAGAGCAAGGGCAAGUAAUAGCUCGCGGUACUGAAGCCAAACGGGAAACCUGAACAUUUACACAAGAGAAAAACAAACCAAAGGCUCUUUUCAGAGCCACUCAAAUUUGUGAAGGCUGUGUGCACAGUA
Messenger RNA from Phyllostomus discolor (pale spear-nosed bat), 504 nucleotides. RefSeq names its product histone H2A type 1-like. The record is from RefSeq and is a predicted model, not a curated record. Gene Ontology annotation, cellular component: nucleosome. Bases 1 to 393 code for a protein of 130 amino acids. Gene Ontology annotation, molecular function: DNA binding; structural constituent of chromatin; protein heterodimerization activity. NCBI's taxonomy places the organism in Eukaryota, Metazoa, Chordata, Mammalia, Chiroptera, Phyllostomidae. The transcript has a single exon.